This is a messenger RNA of Dermochelys coriacea (leatherback sea turtle), 4803 nucleotides long. RefSeq names its product fragile histidine triad diadenosine triphosphatase (gene FHIT). NCBI's taxonomy places the organism in Eukaryota, Metazoa, Chordata, Testudines, Dermochelyidae. Gene Ontology annotation, molecular function: ubiquitin protein ligase binding; bis(5'-adenosyl)-triphosphatase activity. The record is from RefSeq and is a predicted model, not a curated record. Gene Ontology annotation, biological process: negative regulation of proteasomal ubiquitin-dependent protein catabolic process; purine nucleotide metabolic process; intrinsic apoptotic signaling pathway by p53 class mediator. The transcript has 14 exons. Gene Ontology annotation, cellular component: cytoplasm; plasma membrane; nucleus. Bases 2699 to 3151 code for a protein of 150 amino acids.
GGAGCUGAUGGGGGGCUGCUGACCUAUUACUGUGGCUCUUUGGCAAUGUACAUUGGUAAAUUCUGGUUCCUUUUCAGGCUCAAGUUGGCCACCCCUGUUCUAGGGCUAGAACCCAGGGGUUAUUAUCCCUCUUGGUUUUCCCUCCCCUCCUCUGUGCUCCAGAGAGGAACUGCAUACUGUGUCCCUACAGCCUCUUCUCGCUGCAAGCUUCCUGUCUUUAUAAUCUAGCAUACCCUGACCCCACCUGACACUCUUUUUCAAGUAACCUGCCUCUCCCUCCAGCUGCAGCCAGGUACCCUAACUGGCCCCCUCAGGUAGAUAUUUAGCCUACACAGGCCCUGAAAGGGUUAUCUGCCACAUACCAACUUUUACAUAAGUGUUGCCUUUGAUCCAGAUCAGUAGCGUCUAAAAGUUUGCACUGCUGCUUGCCAUGUUCCACCUGUUUGGUGAAGAAAGACUUGGCCUCUAGGGCCUGAUUCAGUAAAGUCCUUAAGCACUUGCCUAACUUUAAGCAUAUGAGUAGUCUUAUUGUCUUCAUUGGAAGUAUUCACAUUCUUAAGUAACUUGCUGAAUCCUAGGGCUGUUAACGCAGCCUUUGGUCCAUGAACUUAAUUAACCUGACAUUAAAACAUUCUCUUUAAAACGGAUUUAAAUGAUAUAAUAUGUAUUAACUAUGUAGUGUUUUAAACAGAUCUUUAAGAAACAGGCCUGAUUUGGGACAGGACUGCAAGAAAGUUUUUUUUUUUUUUUUUUACUUCUCAUGGUGAAAAGUGAAGCUUAUCUUCUGUUGCCCUUUUUAAAGCUCUUUGUAUGUCUUUCAAGCUCUAUCAUUGUCUAUCCUCAGGCCGCUGGAAUAAGGCAGGUGUGGACUGAAUCUAGCCAGAUUGCCCUUUCUGAAAUGAUCACCUCUACUUCAAAGGAACAUGGAGGGGCUGGUGGAUGAGGAGGAAGGAGGCUAGUAUUGGGGGGGGACAGGGAAAUACAUUGUAGGAGGGAAGAUAUACACUGGUGGAACAGAAAGGUUAGAGAAGGAGGCAGGGGAAUGUCUGAGGAGGGAAAGAAUGAUAGUUCCCCAUACUAGGAGUAAAGAGAGUGUAAGUGCUAUUCCUCUCUGAGCUGUUGUGGGUAGGCCCACAUGAUUUUGUAUGUUUUCAAGUUGAAUUUUCUUCCUGAAAUGAUCAUGUGCAUGGUUGGUGUGGGAGCUUUCCCCUUCAAGUUAAAAUAUUACAAGAGAACAAAACCCUCUCCUGUUCAUUUAUUUUAAAAAUCUCAGUAUUUUGUGUAGGGGGGAGUUUGAGCUGACAUUAUUAAUUAGGGGUCAUCAUAGUACACAGAUUAUUUUUGUUAUUUAUAAAAAGCAAUUUUUUAUGGAUUUACAUGGUUGAUUCCAGAAUGUCUCUUAAAAUGUUAGAUCCCAGUCUUGCAAACAUACACAUUUAAAAUUAGGCAUGUGCACCAGUGCAUUCAGGAUUGGAGCGGAAGACUGUAAGUGCUUUGGGGCAUGUUUUACUAUCUGACAGUACGGUGACUAGCACAAUGGGACAUUUACCCAUUUGCAGCCUCUUGACCCUACUAUAAUACAAAUAAUACAUAUUAUUACAACUAAUUGUGCCUUCAGUAGACAAAAAGUAUAGGCCAAUGAACUAAUGGUAUUGUUGUUUUGGAGAUCUUGCUUCAGUUACAGGCUGUCUUUAGGGGCCAAGAAGACCUAGAUGAAGUGCUGCGUGUGUUCACCAACAGCCCUGUGAUUAAUGGAAGUAUUACCCAUCACUGUCUCAAGACUGAUGUUCCCCUUAUUUUCAAGGAUGGUGUCAGCAAGGUUGCAAGAGAACCACAUGCCAGUGCUUCAAAAGCUGCAUAUCAGCUGGUGAUUUUCCCCUUUCCCCAUGCAAGCUUUGAAGUAAAGCAAAGAAGUGAAAUCCCUUGAGAGUAGUCUGUAAAGUGAUUGCUAGGAUUCCACAACAGAGGAGGUGCAUGCUUCUCUUGAUCUGAAGUCCAAUCACUACAGUUAAACCAUAAAAGAAGUGGAACAGUUAUGCUAGCUCCAAAAAGCCAGAGAUAGUGGUUUGAGAGCCUGCAUUCCUCUGCGAGCAAGGACAACUACAUGUGGCUCUUGUUAUUUGGCCUCAAGUGAAUUCACUAGCUGUGUAAAAGGUGUCAGGCUGGGUUACACCUUUUAGCAGUAAGUAGAGGAGCAGUUGCCCAUCACCACAUUCUGAGAGCUCCUGAAAUUAAGGACUGGAAACAUUUCAGAACAUUCUGGCCAACCUCUUCUAUGUCUCGGAGAAGAGAUAGUAGUAUGCCAUGGCAAAUAAUAUCAAAUGCCACAGACAGAUCCUGGAGGCUGUGUAGGCAACCUGCCUGAAUCUAUGGAUAGCAGAAGAUCAUCCAUCAACUCUGCCAAUGCCCUCUGUUCCAUUACCAGGAAUGGACUCUGACUGAGAGAUUUCCAGUAUAUUGUUGGUUGAUGGUGCUGGAUGCCUUUGCUAUCACAUGUGAAUUUUCUUCUUGGCACAACCACACAGUCUCACUUAUCUCCACUUGCCUAUAAUGGCAAUCUACUGCUUGGUCCAAAUAAUGUAUAAGAAAAUAUUUCUCUGACCAUUCAGAGAAGCUGGGAGGGGGAACCCUGAUAGGAGCUGCCAAGAAGUUGUAAUCUGCUUCUCUCGCCUUCAGAUCCUGAGUACUGGGAUUGAUCAUGUCGUUCCGAUUUGGACAACACCUCAUCAAGCCCUCGGUUGUGUUUCUGAAGACCGAACUGUCCUUUGCUCUUGUAAAUAGGAAGCCAGUGGUGCCUGGGCAUGUCCUUGUUUGCCCGCUCCGGCCGGUGGAGCGUUUCCGUGAUCUGCGGCCUGAAGAAGUGGUUGAUUUAUUUCAAACGACACAAAUGGUUGGAAAUGUGGUGGAGAAGAAACAUUUCUGUGGCACUUCACUCACCAUUUCGAUUCAGGAUGGUCCUGAAGCUGGGCAAACUGUGAAGCACGUUCAUGUCCAUGUUCUUCCAAGGAAGGUUGGAGACUUCAGCAGAAAUGACAGUGUCUAUGAUGAGCUGGACCGUCACAACAAAGGAGAAGAGGACUCCCCUGUCAAGUGGAGGUCUGAGGAUGAAAUGGAAGCCGAAGCAGCAAGCCUGAAGAAAUAUUUUCAGUAAAAUCUGAGGUGAGACAAUCUGGAACAAAUCCUGGAGCAUAAGAAAACCAAAAAAGGGACUCAUUCUCCAGCAGUCUGUGACAUUGGACCUGCAGCUAACCCACUUAGAUGACAUUCUACAAACAAUGGAUUCGUCCAAGAAACACUCUAUUGUACUGUUGGAUAUUAGUGGGGUUGAAUUUCAGCUAAGUCGACUGACAGACUGGAUUCAACACAACCUAAUGGCUCAUAUUUUCUGAAUGAUGUACGUGGGAAUUUUACAAUUGGCCUUGGGCCUCAACUGAAAUUAAAUAUUAGCAGCAAUAUUUGUCUGGUGUGUUACAUUACAAAACAUUGGCUCCAUGUUGUGCCUAACGACAUUCUGUUUGUAAUGUAGUGUAGCGCAGAAAAAUUACAUCUUUUAGUACUACUAUGCCUCUCAGAAACCAAAGCUUUGUUAUAGCCUAGAUACGAUAAGCCUGGAGAGCUCCAUUUUGCUAGAUAAGAUAAUAGAACAAGAAAUGCAUAAACUUUCUUAAGAGCAUACGUUCCACUCUUACUUUUAAUGAGUUGGUACAAAAUGUGAAGCCGCUCAUGUGGUAUUCAGCACAUUACAGACUAUGAUGUAAGGGUUGUUGCUUGCAACAAAGCAUGUUAACUUUGGUUGGUUGUUAUUCACUUGAUGUACUCGCUCAGUAAUAAUGAUCAUCUGCAGAGCUGCUCUGAGUCGUUUAGCUGUUUACUGCCAGUACAUCACUGAGAAUAUAUGGCUGAAAUGAAGGCAAAUGGACAUACAAUAUCCUGGCAAGAGCCCUGAACUGAAGCACCAGUGGUGGCAUUCUUGAACUUUGGCUCCUGAUCUCAACCUGAGUUUUGCAGCUCAGGUCUACAGUUGUCACUAGAAGAAGGCAGCUUUUGUCAUCCCUUGCCACACAGUGGUAUGUGGGACAACUGUGUUCUUAAGGCAGAAUGGGUGAGAACGGCAGUAGCUCAAAUACUCUGUGAUUGCUGCUUUAAACCAUGGCAACCUGUACACCAUCUUUGCAGUGAGGUUGGCAUGGGCCAUCAGCCAUGAACAUACCUGAACUUCAGAGAAGUUUGGAGUCAGAUCCAAAUCAGGAUUCAAAUGCCACCAGAUUGACCCGACGCUGCAUCAAACAAAUCAAACAUGCCAGAAAAUGUGUAAAUAAAUAAUUCCUCCAGGAGUGUCACUGAAGCACAGUCUGAUUUGAGACUUAGUGGAAAUGCCCUGGGUAUACACAGUGCUUGGGCCAAAGUCCGGCCAGGACCAGGGAUAAAUUUGACCUAUUGACUUAGAAACGCUGCUGAGCAAAUACAGAGAGUAACAUCAGGAGCAAAACAAACACAUUCGGCUAGAGUUAGGCUUGGCAGAAUUCAUUUUUUUAAUACUUGUGACAGAUAAUAGCAAUGUUUAUUUGUAAGUAUUUUUCCAAUUAUUAUUGAUUACAAUUUUCACAGUUACACAGAAUUAUGGGGUUUUAUGCAUUUUUUUCAGUUUUCAUCAAUUUAAAUUUUCACAGUUGCAGGAAAUGCUGCGGGAGGAAGUCAGACAGUUAUUUAAUGACAGGAGAGAUUGAGAUUCAAACAGUUAAAACUUUAUAACCACCAGCAUCACAUGGUCAAACUGUACAAAGUAAAUACCCUCAAAUCAAA